Hippocampus comes (tiger tail seahorse) is the source of this 3239-nucleotide messenger RNA. RefSeq names its product TAO kinase 3a (gene taok3a). Gene Ontology annotation, biological process: regulation of cytoskeleton organization; protein phosphorylation. The coding region runs from base 252 to 3206 and encodes 984 amino acids. Lineage: Eukaryota; Metazoa; Chordata; Actinopteri; Syngnathiformes; Syngnathidae. The transcript has 22 exons. Gene Ontology annotation, cellular component: cytoplasm. The record is from RefSeq and is a predicted model, not a curated record. Gene Ontology annotation, molecular function: ATP binding; protein serine/threonine kinase activity.
CCCGUCCGACCAGUUCGACCAGAUGACGUAGGCGGAAAGAGGACAGGUGAACUGGGAGGACAACCGGGCGACCAUGUUGGUGUCACCUGGCUCCGCCUCCGGAGGACCCGCGUCAUAUGGGCUGCGCUCUGUUGCCUUUGCCAUUUGUUUUCGAGUGCUCGACUCGUUUACUCGUGAGUGUCGCGGUAGUUUGAGCUCGACUGCAUUCAUUGUUGCUGGCUAGGCUUCGGAACCAACACGCCACGCCCUGAAUGCACCUUCUUAAAGGCACAGAUGGCAGAAUUGCCCUUGAGGGGGACCCGCUUGGAAGUUACGCGCGCACGCACGCCCCCGACACGGUUGAGGUCUUUUAUCAUUUCAUCAUACCUGAGGGAUUGUUUGGUACGGACAGCAGGAGGAAGAAAGAUGUCAUUGGCGAGGAGCAUCAGCGUGAAAUCUGCUUCAGCUUUCAAUCUUUCCUGGUGUGGGCGGCCAAUGCCGGACCUGUGGCGGGCGUCCGCCUGCGGUCGCAGCAGUCGUGGCAGCGUGGCCGGCAGCACCCCCUAGCCAUGCCGUCGUCUACGCGCAAAGGGGCGCCCAAGGACCCCGAGCUCGCUGAGCUCUUCUUCAAAGAUGACCCCGAGGACGUGUUCUGCGACCUGCACGAGAUCGGACAUGGCAGCUUCGGGGCCGUCUACUUUGCCCGCAACUCGUAUUCCAACGAGGUGGUGGCCAUCAAGAAGAUGUCCUACAAUGGCAAGCAGACCACUGAAAAGUGGCAGGACAUCAUCAAGGAGGUGAAAUUUUUGGGGCAGCUGAGGCACCCCAACACCAUCGAAUACAAAGGAUGCUACCUGAAAGACAACACCGCCUGGCUGGUGAUGGAGUAUUGCCUGGGCUCCGCCUCCGAUUUACUCGAAGUUCACAAGAAACCACUGCAAGAGGUGGAAAUCGCCGCCAUUACCCACGGUGCCUUGCUGGGACUGGCUUACUUACAUUCCCACAACAUGAUUCACAGAGACGUGAAGGCAGGGAACAUCCUGCUGACGGAGCCUGGCCAGGUUAAGUUGGCCGACUUUGGCUCCGCCUCCAUCGCCUCGCCCGCCAACUCCUUCGUGGGGACGCCCUACUGGAUGGCCCCCGAAGUGAUCCUGGCCAUGGACGAAGGCCAGUACGAAGGAAAAGUGGACAUCUGGUCGCUGGGGAUCACCUGCAUCGAAUUAGCCGAACGCAAGCCGCCAUUGUUCAACAUGAACGCCAUGAGUGCCUUAUAUCACAUCGCGCAGAACGACUCGCCCACCCUGCAGGCCAACGAGUGGUCAGACCCUUUCCGGAGCUUUGUGGACUACUGCCUACUGAAAAUUCCUCAGGACAGACCCUCGUCGGGGGAGCUGCUGCGACACGACUUUGUGCGCCGGGAGCGGCCGGCGAGGAUCCUGCUCGACCUGAUUCAGAGGACCAAAGAUGCCGUGCGCGAGCUGGACAACCUGCAGUACCGCAAGAUGAAGAAGAUCCUCUACCAGGAGAAGCACAACGGGCCCAUGGGGGAGAGCCAGGAGGACGAGGAGGACAGUGAGGCGGCCAGCUGCAAGAUGAACAGCCUGGGCAGCAGUCACUCCAUACCCAGCACGUCGGUCAGCACGGGCAGCCAGAGCAGCAGCGUCAACAGCCUGCAGGAGGUUCUGGACGACAUUAGCGUGAUGCACCCGCACGACUACGGGAGCACCCUGGACUCCUCCGUGCACACCGAAAAGGAGCAACAGUACACCUGGGAUGACGGCAUUCACCCCAAGAGCAGCCAGGCCCAAAACUACAAGAACCAGGCCCGCUUUGCGACCAUCAAGUCUGCAUCCUUGGUGACCAAGCAGAUCCACGAGCACGAGCAGGAGAGCGAGCUGCGCGAGCAGAUGUCGGGCUACAAGCGCAUGCGGAGGCAACACCAGAAGCAGCUGAUCGCCCUGGAGAACAAACUCAAGGCCGAGAUGGACGAGCAUCGCCUCAGGCUGCACAAGGAGGUGGAGACGCAGGCCAACAACGCCUACGUCGAGCUGGAGAAGCUGGCCAAGAGGCAGGCCGCGCACGCCGACAAGGAGGCGAAGGCGUCGCUGGCCGAGGAAAAGAAGUUCCAGCAGCAGAUGGUGGCGCAGCAGAAAAAGGAGCUCAGCACAUUCCUGGACACGCAGAAGAAACAAUACAAACUCUGCAAGGAGAAGAUUAAGGAGGAGAUGAGCGAGGACGCGAGCACGCCGAAGAAGGAGAAGCAGGAGCGUCUGUCCAAACACAAGGAGAACAUGCAGCACUCGCAGGCCGAGGAGGAGGCCGACCUGCUGGCCCGCCAGCGCCUGCGGCUGGAGCGCCACGCGCGCGCCUUCAAGCGCAGCGCCCUGCUCGCCCGCCACCGCCUGGAGCAGGAGCACAUGCGAGAGGAGCUGAACAAGAAGAAGAGCCAGAAGGAGCUGGAGCACGCCACGCUCAUCCGCCACGACGAGUCCACGCAGGAGCUGGAGGGCCGGCAGCUGCGCAGCCUGCAGAAGCUGCGCGAGGACCUGAUCCGCCUGCAGCACCAGACGGAGCUCGACAACCAGAUGGAGUACAACGGCCGACGCCAGAGGGAGCUCCACCGUAAACACGUCAUGCAGCUGCGGCAGCAGCCCAAGAACAUCAAGUCGCUGGAGCUGGCCAUCAAGAAGCAGUUCCAGGACACGUGCAAGGUGCAAAGCAAGCAGUACAAGGCGUUACGCCACCACCAAUUGGAGGUGACGCCCAAGGGCGAGCACAAGAGCGUCCUCAAGGCGCUCAAGGACGAGCACACGCGCAAGCUGGCCGUCCUCGCCGAGCGCUACGAGCACAGCAUCAACCACAUGAUGGCCUCGCAGGCGCUGCGCCUGGACGAGUCCCAGGAGGCGGAGUGCCAGGCGCUUCGGCAGCAGCUGCAGCAGGAGCUGGAGCUGCUCAACGCCUACCAGAGCAAAAUCAAGAUGCAGACGGACGCGCAGCACGAGCGCGAGCGACACAAGCUCGAGCAGAAAGUCUCGCUCCGACGUGCCCACCUCGAGCAAAAGAUGGAGGAGGAGUUGCUGUCGGUGCAGAAGGAUCGCACGGAGCGCAUCAAGCAUCUGCUGGAGCGCGAGGAGCGCGAGCUGGACGCCUUUGAUGCGGAGAGCGCGCGGCUGGGCUUCGCCAACUUGGCCGCGGCGCUCGACUGGGCCAAGGACGACUACAGAUGAGGGGCGGGCGCCGGUCGGCUCACCCCAGCGGCU